Messenger RNA from Rhizoctonia solani, 327 nucleotides. RefSeq names its product adenylate cyclase. The record is from RefSeq and is a predicted model, not a curated record. NCBI's taxonomy places the organism in Eukaryota, Fungi, Basidiomycota, Agaricomycetes, Cantharellales, Ceratobasidiaceae. The coding region runs from base 1 to 327 and encodes 108 amino acids. The transcript has a single exon.
AUGCUGUGUGCCCGUCUCGAAGCAUUGUCAAGUGGUCGAGUACUGCGUGAUAUUGCUCUACGAACCAACUCCUCAGCACCAAAUGUGAUGCAUGCGAACCCAGCGUUGCUGAUGCCGGAUAUCCGUAAAGAAGCUUCUGAUGAGGACUUGUUGACUAUUCUUGAUUCUCUGUCUUUGCGCAUUGAAAAUGCUCUGGGUACCAUACAUCGUCAUCAAGUCAGUGGAUACGAUGGCGUUCUCUCUCAGCUCGCCGAGGCUAUCCGGCUGAAUCCGGAGAUGAUCGUUCAGGCCUUGGCGAUGUACCAGGGGGUGAUGGGGAUGCGAUAG